UCAGCCAGCUUGCCAGCCAGCUGCCCCCUCGUCUGUCAAGAACCCCAUCUGAGCCAGGACCGACCCCUUGGUGCAAUUUCCUGGCACAUACGUCGAUACGAAAGCUACAGUGUCACUGUGCUCGUCUCGCUUUCGAAGUACCUCCUCACGUCCGCCUACGCCUGUCUCGCUUAACUCGCUGAAUCCAUCCCGACCUCAACCGCUCCCUCUCAACCGCCCACGAUGGCGGGACGUAUGGUGCUGUACAAGCUCGUAGUCCUCGGCGACGGUGGCGUUGGCAAAACAGCCUUGACAAUCCAGUUGUGUAUGCAGCACUUCAUCGAGACCUAUGAUCCGACAAUCGAAGACUCGUACCGGAAGCAGGUCGUAAUCGACGGGCAAUCAUGCAUGCUCGAAGUGCUGGAUACGGCAGGGCAAGAGGAGUACACGGCGCUCCGAGACCAGUGGAUUCGCGACGGUGAGGGCUUCGUCCUGGUCUACAGCAUCUCGUCACGGUCAUCAUUUGGGCGCAUCAAGCGCUUCCAUCACCAGAUCCAGCGCGUAAAGGAAUCCGUCGCCUCGUCUCCGUCAUAUCCUGGCUCCCCCUUGGCUGUCGCCGCCCCGGGCUCAGGUGCGCCUCCACCGAUCAUGCUUGUGGGCAACAAAAGCGACAGGGUGACAGAGCGAGAGGUGUCCACGCAGGAGGGACAUGCACUGGCCCGCGAGCUUGGCUGCGAGUUUGUCGAGGCCUCUGCCAAAAACUGCAUAAACGUGGAGAAGGCGUUCUAUGACGUGGUCCGGAUCAUCCGUCGAUUGCGACAGCAGUCGUCGCGUCCCUCUGGCACCUCUGGCCGUGGCCCAAAGUCUGGCAGUGGCAGCGGCGGCGGUGUGCGUGGCGAACCCAAACGCGGAAAGAAGGACAAGCUCAAGUGUGUGCUAUUAUGAGCGAUCCGAAGCUCGACUGCUGCACCCUCGGGCGCUGGCCCCCCUUCUUUGGAGACGACUGAUUAGCUUGGG
Molecule: messenger RNA, 996 nt
Organism: Emericellopsis atlantica
Lineage: Eukaryota; Fungi; Ascomycota; Sordariomycetes; Hypocreales; Bionectriaceae
Product: ras family-domain-containing protein
Exons: 2
Coding region: 223-924 (233 amino acids)
Biological process (GO): signal transduction
Cellular component (GO): plasma membrane
Molecular function (GO): GTPase activity; GTP binding; GDP binding
Source: RefSeq, a predicted model, not a curated record